AUGGAGAGCUCAGGGAUACUAAUAGGACUGAUCAUAGUUGGGCUCUUUACCAUCAUGUGCUGUGUUCAAGUUUCCCAAGAACUAUCCUCAAAUGAGACACAACUGUCCCAGCAAAAAGCUGGAAAGAACUUAAAUAUUCUGCUCUUUUUCAAAGGUUGUUGUGCCGUGGGGUCCCGCUGUGCAAUGAGACUUGGUCCACGCAUUGGGAAACUGUGUGAUUGUGGCAGAGGAUCAAACUGCCACUAAUUUCUCCUUGAAUGCAUCUGAAUUAAAAGCAGUAGCAAAUCCCUGAAUUCUCUCAGUACCUAAACUGCAAGACUGCUCACUUUUCUUAAAGUUGUAUAGACAUACACAGAUGAUGAAUUAAAAAAAAGGAAGAGGGUGGAAAUGUGUUUUUAAAUCACUUGUAUAGGCUCUGUGACAAACAUUGCUCAAAACUCUAUUUAGAUCAGCAU
Molecule: messenger RNA, 455 nt
Organism: Myxocyprinus asiaticus (Chinese sucker)
Lineage: Eukaryota; Metazoa; Chordata; Actinopteri; Cypriniformes; Catostomidae
Product: cocaine- and amphetamine-regulated transcript protein-like
Exons: 3
Coding region: 1-246 (81 amino acids)
Biological process (GO): positive regulation of MAPK cascade; adult feeding behavior; negative regulation of appetite
Molecular function (GO): neuropeptide hormone activity
Source: RefSeq, a predicted model, not a curated record